Messenger RNA from Colossoma macropomum (tambaqui), 1799 nucleotides. RefSeq lists its product as uncharacterized. NCBI's taxonomy places the organism in Eukaryota, Metazoa, Chordata, Actinopteri, Characiformes, Serrasalmidae. The transcript has 2 exons. The record is from RefSeq and is a predicted model, not a curated record. The coding region runs from base 117 to 1613 and encodes 498 amino acids.
UAACGGGGCAGCUCCUCUGGACCCGCCCAGAGAACUGGACUGAGGAGUCAGUUACUUUCGGUUUGUAUGGGAUCGUUACGGCUGCAGCAGCGCUGGAUGGAGGAGUUUAGCUCAGUAUGUCAGUUUCAGGGCAGCGCAGCUUUCUGCGAAGUAAGCCAAACUUCUUUCUAAAGACUCUCCUGGUGCUUCUCAUCCUGUUAAUCAUCUUCAUCAUUUUCUACUUAGAAAAAAGUCUGAUUAUUAUUAAGCCUCAUAUAGUUUAUCCCGGUAGGAAAGGAACACAACAACCAGCUACUGAAAAGCAGCCUGGUUUUUCUCUUGGAACUACACAUCCUACACCAAGUUCUACACCAAGUUCUACACCAAGUUCUACACCAAGUGCUACACAAAGUGCUACAACAAGUGCUAAACCACACUUGGCAUGUGGCGUGCCGGUGCAGAGUGGACCCAUGAUUAAAGUUGCUCACCACAAAGCGUAUGUGAUCGGUUCCUAUGUGGAGCACCGUUUAGACAGUAAAAUGAUACGAACAGUCUCUAUAGUGUUUCGUAGUGAGCAAGUGCAAUACUACUGCUUAUUAUGUUGCGACGGAAGGAACAUUUCUGCAGCUGCCAGCCUCGACAUUCACUCUGACCACUUUGACUAUGACUAUGGCACAGCGGAUAUUAUUUGUCAGGUCCCCAUAACAUGCACAACACCAACGUACGUGGCUAUUACUUCCCGAACGCACGAAGGGGGUGGAUCUCUAUGGAAUAUACAAUCCUUUCAACCUGUUGGGAAUCAACAGCCCAGGACAGAAAACUUCCCUUAUGAUUUUACAGUAUGUAUAUCUGUAAUGUAUGAUUACACGAAUGUGUUGGGGCUUGUGCAGACCAUGGAGAUGUUCAAGCUGCUUGGUGUUCAGAAGGUAGCCAUUUACAAGACCAGUUGUUACCCAGAAACGCAGAAGGUUCUGGACUACUAUGUAAGGCAGGGCUUUGUGGACAUCAUCCCAUGGAAUAUGUCACGCUACAUCAAGGUGGCCAGAGGAUGGAAGAAGUCCAUUUCACCAGGGGAUCUGGAAUUCUUUGGGCAAAUUGUGGCUCUCAAUGACUGUGUGUAUCGCUACAUGUAUGAGAGUCACUAUGUAGCUCUACAAGAUUUGGAUGAAUUAAUUCUUCCUUUGAAACAAGAUAACUGGACGGCACUCAUUCCUCAGCUGGAGAUGAUGUACCAACAUCAUGCAGGAUUUGAGUUUGAGAAUAACAUAUUUCCCUUUUCCCUUUCCAGUAAUCAGAGACCUGAGAAUACACCAGCUUUAUGGAAGCAGGUUGAGGGAGAAAACAUCUUACCGCAUGUAUACAGGAUACCCGUUGACCCAAAGGUGUUCAACAAUUUCAAAGUCAUCGCAAAUCCUCGGUUAGUGUUUAAAGCUACAGUGCAUGGCCUUUUGGAUUCCAUGAGUGCUACUGUCAGGGUGGACUCCAAAAUCGCCCGCAUGUACCACAUUAAAAAUUAUCCAAGCCAGUACUUUUCACAAAACUCCGUUAUAAGGGAUACACGUCUGUGGGACUAUUCAGAUAAGCUGAUUCCUGCUGUAUCUGAAGUACUUAGACAAGCACGGAAUAUUCACUGAAAUCAACUGUAUAAUGAAGUCACACUUUAUCAAACACUACUCAGCACUGCUUAUGAUUCAAUCAUAGUGCAGGUGUACGAAAAUGUAGCAUAAGGAGUCCAGCGUGAGAAGAUUAAGUGGUGUCACAUGGUGUGCUUGCCAGUCAGUGCUGCCCAUUCUACUGUGUGAAGGAUGUUGGUAUUUCCA